AUGUCUAACCGUGUUGGCUUGGCGCGUGUUAGGCCAUUAACAAUCAAGCCUAUUAAAAUGAAAAGUACGUCUGGCAAAGAUGUUGCAGAACUUCCAGACGGAAAAUAUUUCAAUGAAACUCGCGAAAAAGAAUUUUGGGAGCAAAUUGAAAAAGUAGACGAAUCAAAAAUUGAUGAAAAGCAAGCCGAUGAACUUAAAAGAACAGAAAAAGUUACUGAUUUACAAGAUACAUCAGGAAAAAUCCGCUCAUUAGUUCGAAAGUUUGAUGAUAUUGAUCAAGAAACUCUAAUGAACUUGGCCGCAAUAUAUGACCAAGGUACAUCUGAAUCUCUCGAUGAACAAUCAAUAUUAAAUGAUUCGAAAAGACAAGUUGUCGAUUUAAUUUCACAAUUAAAGAUAUUUUCGGAUUCUCAAUCUACUCUUGUUGAAAAUUUGAAAUAUUGGUUUAGUUCCCUCGAAAAAAGAUCAGAAGAAUCAGCACUUGAUCUGGGAGGAAUACCAAAUGUUAACGAUGUUAUUACUAGUUUAGGUGCAAUUGUUCAAGAAUUUGCAGAAAAAUCAGAAAGAGCAGAGUGUUUACAUAAUGAUAUUACAGAUUGCUUAUUUAAACAGUUUGCUCAGCUUAAAAGAGUUGUUGCUACAAAGAAUGAAGAUAUUAAGAAACUUCAGAAGAUUAUUGAUGAUAAUAAUUCAGCAGCAGAAAGAAGAAAAGCCAAAAAGAAAGAACAAGGUGCCAAAAACGAAGAAGGCAUCAAAAAGGAACAAUUCGAAGCCCAAAUCCGUCAAAAUCAAGAACUAAAAGGCCAAGUUGAACAACUUAAGAAACAAUUACAAGAUGCCGAAGUUCAUCGUGCUUCUCUCAUGGCAAUGGGCGGCAGAAUGGGUGGAGAUGCCAGCAAAGCAUCAGAAAUGCAAAGCACCAUCGCAACACUCAAAUUGGAGAACGAAUCAAUGACAAAAACAUUUAGUUCAAAAGUUGACGAACUAAAUGCUCAAAUUCAAAAAUUGAAGUUACAAAUCCAAGAUGACGAUGAGAAAUUCAAGCAUUACGAAGAGAAACUCAAGAAGAAAGACCAGAGAAUAGAAGAACUCGAUUCUAUGCUACAGAAAACUCUUCAACAACAAAUGCAAGAUUUAGAUCAAAGACAAACAAAUCCAUCAUCUCCAAGUAAAAACAAUGAACAAAUAAAGAGUUUGCAAGAAGAAAUGUCUAUCAUGGAGUUAAAGCAUAGUGAAGAAAUCAAGAAGAUACAAAAUGAUUUCAAGAAUGAAUUGAAAUCUCAAUUGGAUUAUCAAAGAAGUGCUUUUGCUCGUGAAAGACAACAACUUGUAAAUUCUUUGGGUUCACAAGACCAAUCAACAUUGAUUAAGUCAAUACAGACAGCUUGCGAUAAAAGAAUUGAAGAAUUAACCAAAGAAAACGAAAGAAUAAGAGAAGAUUCUCUCAAACAAUUAUCCGCAAAAAUUGCAUUAUUGACAAGACAAUACGAGCACAGAAUCAAAUCAUUGAACCAAUCUCAUCAAGGAGAAUUAGAUUCAUUGAGCGCUUCAGUUGAAAUGGCCAAGAAACAAUUACAGAUUGAUUUCGAUGGAAAACUUGAAGAAGAAAUUCAAAAGAUAUCAGAACAAAACACAACAACACAAAUGGAUGGAAAAGUUUACAUCGAAAAACUCGAAAGCCAAUUAAAGAAGAGAGAUGAAGAAACAAACAAACUUAGAGAAGCUUUAAUGACUGCUUCUAAAACAGGUGAAGUAAAUCCUGCACUUUUGAUUCCACCAGAAAGAGAACCUCUCGAAAGACCAGAGAGUUUGAUUUUGUUGGAUUCAAAUAUGAAACAAUCGAAGAUCUUCACUUCUAAACUCAAAAUAGCUAAGGAAGAAUUGGAAGAUCAGUGCAACUGGAAAUUAGAAAAACAGAAAGAAUACUAUGAGAGAAAAAUCUCUGAAAACGCUUUGAAACAACAAAGCGAAUUAAGACAGAGCCUCAUGGGAUUACAAGAAGCAGUAAACAAAGUUGAAAAGGUUGAUGAUCUCCAAGGAAUUUCAAAUAUCAUUGAAAACAUUGCUAAAGUUUUCUGUGACAUGAAUGAUCAAUUAAACCAAAUCGAGAAUCAACCAAAAGUUCCAAUGGUUACUGUCGAAGAUGCAGGAAAGAGAACUAAAGUACUUACAGACAGAAUCAUUGAUCUCAGACAACAAUGCCAAGAGUUGUCAAAUCAUUCAGAUGAUUUGGAACAGAUAGAAACAUUGAAACAACAAUUGGCUUUGGCAAGAAACAUGUCGGAUGGAAAUCAACAAAAGAUAUUCCAACAAUUCGAUGAAAUCAAAGCCCAUUAUAAAGAAGAAAUCGAGAAACGUGAUAAGAUAAUAAACGAGUUCCAAUCAUUAGACUUUACACCUAAAGGUAUUGUCGAAAUGAACUGGUUCAAAGACGUAAUCUUCACGAAAUCUCCUGAUGCAAAUCAAUUCCCAACCUUGGUUGAUGAAAACACAAGUCAAACACCGAAACAGAUGAUUUCUAUGUCAACAACACCAUUAGAGACUAACAGGUUCUUUGAUGAAGAAGAGAUACCACAAAUGAAUCUCGAGAUGCAAUCAAAGACAAUAGUUCACAUGGAUGAACCAAUUGUCAUCAAGAAUAAAGAUGAUACAAUUGUUGUUGAACCUGAUGGAACACAAAAGGUCACAAAACAAAAUGGUGUUUUGAUCACGAUUCAACCAAAUGGAACGCAGAUCAUCAAAGAGCCAAAUGGAACAGAAACAACAAUAGAUCCAAGCGGAGUUCAAUACAGAAAAGAACCAGAUGGAACUCACGUAACAAUUGAAAAUAAUGGAAGUCAAUUUAUCGUCCGACCAAACGGUUUACAAUACACAAUCCAAGAAGACGGAAUACAACAGGUUGUCAGACCAGAUGGAAAGCAUGUCACUAUAGAAACAGAUGGCACACAAGAGAUCUCUCAAGAUGACAUCAAAUUGAAGGCGAAGAUUAAGAAAGGUGGAAAUCAAUUCAUCGAAAUUGAUGGAUCGAUUAUUACAAUUGAUAAUGCUGGAAUGCAGUUCAGGAAGCAGAAAGAUGGUAGUGAAAUUACAUUCGAUAAUAAUGGAUCUCAGUUCAUUGAAAUGCAGGAUGGAACAAGAGUUACAAUUAACCAAAACGGAACACAAAACAUCGUUGACAAAGAUGGCACGAAAGUUACAAUUUCUCCCGAUGGUUCUCAAACAAUCAAGAGAGCAAACGGUGAGUCAUUCAUUAUAGAUGAUAACGGAGAUACAUACCAAAUCAAGGAAAACGGAGAAAACGUGAAAUUGGAUGAUGACGCUGUCAAACCGUAUAAACCUUAUGAAAAAGUGGAAAUGUUGAAACCGUUUGAGAUCACUGAGAAGCAAGAGAAGCGUAAGAAACUCGAGCCAUAUGUAAGCAAGGCAUCUGUCAAUGUAUCUCCUGCCAAACCUAAAGGAAAGAGAGUUUUCACGUUUGUCAAUCCAGCGCAAUCUCUUUCUAUUUACGGAAACAAGUUCGAAUACAUUGAAAGAUUUGAUCCAAUUGAUAUACUUGGAACAAGACCAAGAUCAGCACGCGAUGAAAUCAGAGUUACUAAGACAAGUGCUUCUGUUCAAACCAAAAAAGUUCCAGAAACAAUCAUUGAAAGAGUCAUUGAGAAAGAAAUGCCAAUGAAAUCAAGUAGAUCAACAUUGAGUAUUUCCAAUGACACAUUCACAAUUUCUAAAUCACAAGAAGAAGUUAAAUUGGCUGUAGACGAAUCAUUCAUAUCAGAACAGAUGGAUCAGAACAUCAAUUUGAAGCUUCCAAGUGCUCCUCAAACAUAUCACGUCGGUCCUGCUUUGACACCAAGAUUCAUGAUACAAAUGUCGUUCUGCGGAGAAAAACCUGAAAUCAAAAUACCACUUUCUUAUUCAAAUAACGAACAAAUUUAUUUGAGAGAGCCAUUGCCAGCUGUUUAUCUAGAAAAUUCUCCAGAAUCUUGUUACGAAAAACCUGUUCCAGACAAGAAACUCGUCAUGGCUUUGUUCGAUGCUUUCGAGAGACAAGAAAUAAAGAUAGAAGUCAUCAGUUCUACGGCAAAAACAUCGAAAGAUAACAAACCGAAAUUACAGAAAUACUCUACAAAUAAUAACAUCAUUUUCGAUGGAAAACCAUACAAGAUCUUCAUAGAAAGGAAGCUAUCAGAUGUCUAUGAUCAAACAAUAAUCCUUGAAAACGUUGUCGAGCCAAACAAAUUGAUGUUGGAACAGAUUAAAUUGGCCGCAAUUCAAAGAUAUGAAAAAAUGAUUAAAUCUCUAAAAAGUGACAUUGAAAUUUUACAUGAACAACUACAGCGUAAACCAGAGUUAGUUGUUAUCAAUGAUGGUGGAAAGAAUGAUGAUCUCAGACCACCACAAUUCUCUCACAAACCUGCCCUCAAAACUUAUGGAAGACAAGCUCUCGGAUUACCUCCUGAUCCAGCUCAAAACAAGGAGAGCCAACCAAAGAAUGAGUUCGUGGUCGAAGAAAACCCGCAGCCUGUACAGAAAGAGAAACCAGAAAUCACAAAAUUACCUAUUGAUGAAACAGAAAAAAGUGACAACACCAAAGAAACUGUUUCAUCAGCGAAAUCGAAGAAAUCCGUUGAUGCGAAGUCCACAGCUUCUAGUAUAAUGAUGGAUUUGAACAUUAAUGGUGUUGACAUACAGAAUGAUCCGUUUGGAUCAUCAGGAAGAAUUUUAUCAACACAAUUACGCGCAUUAAAGGAAUUUAUCGAAGAUGACAAUGAAGUCAUGGAGAAAGUUGCAAGUGAUACUGAUGCUUACUAUGCAUACAUCUCUGCAACAGGCGUUACCGAUGAAUCUCAUUAUGAUUUUAUUAAUUCUCUCAAAUCUUCCAAGGAAGAGCAUGAUAACUAUCACCAGCAGCUCUUCUACAUACAGAGUGUUGGUAUGAUGCUCAGUAAAUGCUUAAAUGCAAUGAAAUCUAAGUAUUCUGAGUUACAAAACGAACUUAAAUCCAUGAAAGAGGAGCAGAACCAACAGAGCUCUAAGAUGCAAGAAGAAAUACUUUCUUCAAUCGUCAACACUAACAAGGAUAUGUCAGAUACAGUAAAUCAACUAGAUUUACUUCACAAACUCGAGAAUUCCUUGAAUGCUGUCAACGAUAUUGGUCUUGUUCGUUCUGAAAGUGAUGAGAAAGAAUGGGAAUUAAUGCUUUCUCAAACACAAAUGUUCGAAGAAAAAUUAUCUAAAAACGAAAAAGUCGAACAAGAACAAAUCGACAGAUUAUCAGUGAAUGUUCAAUCAUUUAUUGGCAAACUGAACACACAAGGUGACAGUCCUAAAGAAGACAAAAGUGUUGAUGCAAUGAUCAAAGACUUGCAAAGAAUCAGGAAGCAAAAAAACAAAUUGAGAAAGAAAUACGACGAAGAAAAGAAAUUAAAUGAUUCAUUAAACAUCCAAAUACAACAGCUCAAAGACCAACUCCAAGAGCUCAAAGAUUCAGAAUCUGCUGAGAAAACAGCUGCUGCAGCACAACUUGCAAAUCUCAAGGAAAUCGUGAAUAUCACGAAUUCUACAAAUCCUGAAGAUGCAAAGGCAAUUUACUCUAAACAAUUGCUCAACAUGGUAUCAAUAUUUGAAGCUGCAAAUGCAGAAAAAGCGAUGUUGAUGUCUAAAUUAAAUGAUUUAGAACAAUCUUUGGCAACUUCCCAUGAAAGAGAAAACAAAUUGCAAGCGGAAAUCGGAGAUUUAAUUGAAAACAACUUGGAUUUGAAGCACUCAAACUCUUCAAGUAUAUUGUUUAAAGAUGCAGACAUUGAACAUCUCAGAGAACAAUUAUCUGCUGAUAAAGAAGUGAACCAAAAACAAAGACAACAAUUAGAAGAAGCAACAGCACAAAAUGCAUUGUUAAUACAGUCAAAUGCAAAAUUAGAAGAAGAAAACUUUAAGUUGAGAAAAGAUAUAAGACAGCUGAACAUGCAAAUCGAUGAUCUUCAGCUAAAACAACAAAUUAAAACUGUUAAAAAGAAAGAAAAUAAAAAACCGCCAAAAAUAACCGCCGACAAAGCUACACAAAAAUCAUGGAAUCCUGAACCGAUUAUCAUCAAACAGAAGGAAGAACAGUACAAGCCGAUGAAAGAUAAAGACAUUGCCGAUGGUUUAUUGAUGAAAACAAUUGACCAAUUAAAUGCAAAACCAGUAAUUGAAGAAGAAAAACCAGAAGAAAUCAAACAAGAAGAAACCAAACCAGAACAAGAAGAAAAGAAGGAAGAAGAACCAAAAGUCAAUGAAGAAAACAUCAAACUUGCUAAAGAAGAGGAAGAUACAGUAGAAAUGCCAUUGAUCUCUUCAAGUAGUGACUUAUUCUAUAAAUUAGACGCAGAUAAUGACAGUGAAGAUGAAUUUUCUGCUGAAUUAUCAUCGAUUACAAACCAACAACAAAUCUUCUCAAUCGAUGAAAACGUUCCUCAUUUAGUACACGAACCUUUGAUGAUUAACAAGAAGAAGCCAAAGAUUGUAUUGCCAACAGUAGAAAAGAAAGAUAACAAGAGACAAAGCCAUAAGAGACACAUCACUCAAAUGAACGCAAAUCUUAACCAAAUGAAACAAGAAGAAUUAGAUAUAACAAUAGGAAACGCUGUACAAGGAAAAAGACAAGUUACUGGUGUCGCAAACAAGAUCAAACCAACAACAAAUCUUCAGGAUGUUACAGCAACAAUUAUUGCUGCAACACAGAAACCGAAAUCAGAUCAAAUUCCUGUUAUUACUUCUUCUUUGAAGAUGCCAAUGGUUUCUUUGGCAGAAAAACCAUCACAAAUCAAUGCAGCACCAAGCAACCUGAGCCAGACGAUUUCAAACAAGGAGAACCUUCCUGCGUACGUGAAGAUAGACAAUACAUUGGAAUCAGCACCUCCUGCACCUUUAAGAAUCACUUUAGUUGUGAAAGAGACAGAGCAACAAAAGAAAGAAGCGGAAGAAAAAGCAGAAAAAUCGAAACCAAUUGUUUCAAUUCCUCCUCCAUUGCAGAGAACAAGCGAAGAUCCAGUCAGCAUAGAGAUAAAAGGUGCGCAGAUCCAACAAGAGAAGAACAACAGAGAAGUUCAAGCUGCAAUGAGAUUGGUCGGAAAACUCAGAGAACAAGUGAAGAGAUUGUCAGAUCAAAACGAAGAAUGCGAGAAAACAAUUGUAGAAUUGAGACAAAAGAUCAGCGAUUUGACAUUGCAAUUGCACAGAGCUAAGUUAGACGUUAUCAAGGCAAACGAUGAAAGAAAGAGAACACAAAUCAGAGCAGACAAUAUCAAGAAUCGCUUGGAAAUCUGUUACAAGGAAAUGUCAAGUAAAGAUGAUCAAAUUGUCAGAUUGAAGAGAGACAAUAUGUUGCUUAGAUCUGUUGCACAACCAAUCAACGAAGCUGCAACAAGGAUAUCGCAUGCACAGAGAGAAAGAGAGAGAAUACAGAGAGAAAAGAAGCAAAGAGAUCAAGUCAAAGCUGUUACAACAGCUGCUUUGGCUUCUGCAACAAAUACAGAAACGGCAAAGCACUUGCAGACUCUCCUUGCAAACACAGAAAACUCUAUGGCAAGACUGGAGGCAAAGAGAAGAAUGUGGAUGGAAAUAGAAAGAAAGAAUACAAUGUCUGUUUUGUCUGCAAUGUCGCUUUUGUCUACAUCAGAAGUACAAACAGUUAAAAACGUUUUACCAGAAUAUUCUCCAUUCAACAGCAGAAGAACUAAUUAUCCACGUACAGCACAGGCAACGAUGAGAACUGAUGAAGACGUGAAGAUCUUAGAAGAUAGUUUACCAAGCGAUUUGAAGAAACCGAUGACUUACACGCAAAAGAUCAGUGCAAUGGAUAAAGUGCAGCCGCCUUUGACACCUGAAGAGAGAAGAGAUAUAGUAUUGAGAAAAGAAUCUCCUGAAUUACUUUCAAGACUAGCAAAAGUUAUUGCAGAAACCCCAGAUCCCAAUCUAAAAAAUGAAUCUGUUAUUCCUGCAAAACAAUAA
This is a messenger RNA of Trichomonas vaginalis G3, 7992 nucleotides long. Its product is annotated as synaptonemal complex protein-related family. The transcript has a single exon. NCBI's taxonomy places the organism in Eukaryota, Parabasalia, Trichomonadida, Trichomonadidae. The coding region runs from base 1 to 7992 and encodes 2663 amino acids. The record is from RefSeq and is a predicted model, not a curated record.